This is a messenger RNA of Knipowitschia caucasica, 615 nucleotides long. Lineage: Eukaryota; Metazoa; Chordata; Actinopteri; Gobiiformes; Gobiidae. The record is from the annotation of a GenBank genome assembly.
AUGGCUGAGGAUGACGUGACCCCGGAGCAGCUGGCGGCCAUCGCAGCAGAGAACGACGAGCCGGAGUCGGUGAACUACAGACCUCCGGCCCAGAAGACGCUCCAGGAAAUCCACGAGCUCGACAAGGAGGACGAGAGCCUGCGCAAGUACAAGGAGACUCUGCUGGGGGCCGGGGUCGUCGUCACCAAGGAUGCGCCUGGUCCUAAUGUGGUGGUGACACGCAUGUCUUUGGUCUGUGAAGGAGCCCCGGACCCCCUGGUGCUGGAUCUCACAGGAGACCUGGAGGCCUUCAAGAAGGAGCACUUUGUCCUGAAGGAAGGGAUGGAGUAUCAGAUCAAGAUCAGCUUUAAGGUGAACAAGGAGAUUGUGUCAGGCCUCAAGUACGUGCAGCAGACCUUCAGGAAAGGAAUCAAAAUCGACAAGUCUGACUACAUGGUGGGCAGCUACGGACCUCGCGAAAACGAAUAUGACUUUCUGACAAAGAUGGACGAGACUCCCAAAGGCGUCCUGGCUCGAGGAACCUACAACAUCAAGUCCAAAUUCACCGACGACGACAAACACGACCACCUCUCCUGGGAGUGGAACCUGGUCAUCAAGAAGGACUGGACUGACUGA